AUGACUGUUAAAGUCUUCAGAAACAAUAACGAUGUCAUCUACAUAUCCGAAUACACAAAAUCUAAGGUCUGGCGGAAUAAUCAUGUCUACAAGCCGGCACAUUGUCUGAGGGGCUGUGCAGAGCCCGAAAGGCAUCACUACAAACUGAUACAGUGGCCUUCCGGGCACUGUGAAAGCUACACGUCACAACAAAUGUCUCCACAAAACACCAGUUUGGAUCAAGCAUACGAAAACCAUUAUACUUUACAAUCAGCGGAUGAGAAUAAUUCUCUUAUGCACUCAUCCUCCCUCAACAACCAACAAGAGAAAGAUGUAUGCUCAGAUUACUCUUUAAUGGAUGAUGUAAAGGAAACCUAUAAUAUUCCAUCAACUGAAGAAGUUCAAAUUUUUAACAAGAAAUUUUUAAUAAAACCAAACAUAUUCACCGAUUUGGUGGAACAGUAUCUAUCGUCAACGGAUUUUAUAUUGGACGUAAAUUUAAUAAAUGAUAAUUCUUCUUAUUCCACCUCAGACUCGAAUGAUGAAUUGGAAUCACAGGCUUCCAGUUCACAAAAUAUAAUAUUUGGAAGUACACAGCCUCAGGUUAUUAGAACUUUAACAUGUAUAACCGAUGAUAUUUUUAACCAAAGCCAGGGGAAUAUUUUUAUUGACAAAAAUGCUUAUCCUUCUGUUCCAUCAACGGAGGAAAUAAAAGAAUAUCCUGAAAUUAAGCAAUUAUUGCAAUGUAAUAGUCUGCAAAAUAAGGAUAGAACAAUUAUAGCAAAGAGUAUAGUGUCAAAUAUCCUGAGCCAAAAUGUGAAUAGACGUUUAUAUAAAGAUGAUUUGUUACAACUUUCCCGAUCAAUAAUAGAAGUAUUUCCAUCGGAAGUUAGAGAAACUUAUUACGUACCCUUUACAAAAGGUCAUUUGGCAAAGGGUAAAUUGUUUGACGCAUACAAUAAUAAGAGAACACAAUUAAGUGCAGCAGGACUGAUAAAUAGACGUGAAAACGUGAAAAAGAAAUGUGAGUAUGCUUAA
Messenger RNA from Musca domestica (house fly), 1017 nucleotides. RefSeq lists its product as uncharacterized. The coding region runs from base 1 to 1017 and encodes 338 amino acids. The transcript is spliced from 6 exons. Lineage: Eukaryota; Metazoa; Arthropoda; Insecta; Diptera; Muscidae. The record is from RefSeq and is a predicted model, not a curated record.